This is a messenger RNA of Penicillium digitatum Pd1, 894 nucleotides long. RefSeq names its product major allergen Asp F2 (gene aspf2). Gene Ontology annotation, cellular component: fungal-type cell wall; extracellular region; cell surface. Gene Ontology annotation, molecular function: integrin binding; zinc ion binding; metallopeptidase activity. The record is from RefSeq and is a predicted model, not a curated record. Lineage: Eukaryota; Fungi; Ascomycota; Eurotiomycetes; Eurotiales; Aspergillaceae.
AUGCUUCUGUUCAACCUCAUUCUCUCUGCAGCAAUUGCUGCUGCUCUUCCCACCCCCGAGAGCUCGGAAGGCAAUAAAUCUCAACCCUUCUCUCAUGCCCAACCUUGGAAUGCCGGCGCUGUGAAUCAAUUUCCUAUCCAUUCAAGCUGCAAUGCAACCCAGCGUCGCCAGAUCGAGCAGGGUCUCAAUGAGACCAUUACUCUCGCUUCGCAUGCUCAGGAUCAUAUCUUGAGAUGGAAGAAUGAGAGUGAGAUCUACAGGAAGUACUUCGGUGACCGACCAACCAUGGAAGCCCUCGGUGCGUUUGACGUCGUCGUCAACGGGGACAAGAACGACAUUUUGUUUCGAUGUGACAACCCGGAUGGAAAUUGUGCCAAUGAAGGCUGGGCCGGACACUGGCGAGGCGAAAAUGCUACGGGUGAGACAGUCAUCUGUGACCUGAGCUACGAAACUCGUCGUUCUCUCUCCACCAUGUGCGGUCUUGGAUAUACAGUCUCGGAAUCUGAGACCAACACGUUCUGGGCCGCUGAUCUCCUGCACCGCUUGUAUCAUGUUCCUGCAUUUGGACAGAAAUGGAUCGACCAUUUUGCAGACGGAUAUGAAGAGGUUAUCGACCAGGCAAAGACAAAUGCGACGCUGUCAACGCAUGACUCGGAGACCCUUCAGUAUUUUGCACUGGAGGUAUAUGCUUUCGAUAUCGCUGUGCCGGGAACUGGCUGUCCAGGUGUCCAACAUGAGCAUGAUCACGAGGAGUCUCACGCUGAUCAAACCACAUCCGAGGCUGCGACUAGUCAGCCAACUCCGAGUGCAACAAAUACCGAUGCUCCUUCGACAACCCUUGAAGUACCUGCGGUGAGUCGCUCUAUGAGUUGCACUGUUGUGAUUGGAAACUGA